UGGUAACUUUCUUUCUAUAAAGUGCACUCGCGACACAGAGGAUCACGACUGCGCACAGGCCACAACCACCACCGUCGACUCACUGAGUCAACCAUGCCCGAGUCCAACGCAACUCCGUCCGCGGCGGCGGACGUCUCCGACGCGGUCCUCUCGAGCUCCAGGUACCUCACACGGCAGGAGGUGAUACGACGUCGUUCUCGCAGAGUGAAGCAGCUUGCGAAGUGCUACAGAGCUCACUACUGGUCUCUGAUGCAGGAGCUGAAAAUCAGAUACAGAGAGUACUACUGGAAGUACGGUAGGAGCGCGUUCCAGGAGGACGAGAAGCGGGAGGGUGAGGGUGUUGAGGGGACUGGGGAGAAUCUCAACGGUCAUGGGAAGCUAGGGUUAGGGUUAGGGAUUGGGGAGAAUGGGUUUGAUGUGAAGCGAUGUGCGGUUUCGGGGUGUAAAUCGAAGGCCAUGGCGUUGACGAGGUUCUGUCACCCUCACAUAUUGUCUGAUUCGAAGCAGAAGCUGUACAAGGGCUGUUCCUUUGUGAUCAAGAGUGUUCAGGCAGGACCUGUUCUUUGUGGGAAGCCAAUACUAAGAUCCACUGUUCCUUCUCUCUGCCCUAUUCAUUUUCAAAAGGCUGAAAGACAGGUCAACAAUGCCCUGAAAAAGGCAGGUCUUAAUGCUGCUUCAUCAAGUAAGCUUGCUCCCAAGUUCCAUGUCAUAGUUGCAGAAUAUGUCCAUCAAAUCCAAACCAAAAGAAGAGCUGCACAAAGAGCAUCUGUAAAUAAGGUUGAGAUUAAAGAGGAGACAGGAUGUUGAGUAAAGAUUUUCUGUGUAAAGAAUGUUAACCAUUGGUGAAGCAGGCAGAUGCCAUGAUCUUGAGCUAUGAGGUCUCUGAUUGGAUGGUGCAAGAUGAAGAUUUGGAUGGGUCAUGAGACUUGUGGUUCGAGCAUCAGCUCUGUGCUUACUGAAGGUGCCUAAUUCCUUCAUGUGUUUUUCGCUUAUAUGUCACUCUUGUCUUGAUAUAUAAUGCUAUUUGCUUUUCCUCAUUGCUUCGAAAUUAUAACCUUUGUGAGCUCAUGUGCACACACUUAUCCCUGUUCAUAAUCUUUCUUACUCCUACGUUCGCUAUCUUGAAGUAUUUCUUAAGGUGGCUCUAUGUACAUGAUAUCCCACAAAACAAUGCUUUCCAUUUCAUCUUGAUAUAGCAGUUGUACUCUUAUAUUCUGUCUCCCAAAUCAUUUUUCAGGCGGUGGAAACUGGGACAAGAUGCAUGGACUCAGCUUGUGGGCUUAUACAACAUAUUGGGAUGAAUCAUAAUGGAAUGGUGUGCAUGAACAAAGUGGUUCAUGCACCCUCCUGUGGGAGGUUGAAAUAUUUGUUAUUUUUAAGCAUCCAUAUUGGAAUUCUGAACAUGAUGAUUUAGCAUGAGUUUUUACUAAGAAACCCAAUUUAACUUUAAAACUUGUUUGGGUACUUGGAACCAUGCAAUUACAUAUUUGUUGAUACACUGACAUCUCUAUCAAAUUAUCUUCCUAUGUACAUGGGUUGUGCCACCUUUUGCUUGGCACUCUAUAAUCAUUUUCCUUGCCUAUACAAAUAAUGAAAAAAAGACAUCUC
Molecule: messenger RNA, 1608 nt
Organism: Vitis vinifera (wine grape)
Lineage: Eukaryota; Viridiplantae; Streptophyta; Magnoliopsida; Vitales; Vitaceae
Exons: 2
Coding region: 94-807 (237 amino acids)
Cellular component (GO): NSL complex
Source: RefSeq, a predicted model, not a curated record